UGUAUUUGGAAGUGAACUUUAGUCUAUCCGCAAUUAAAAUGCUGAAAAAUGUCAAUAAAAACCUUUUAAAAAGAGUUUUUGGACCGCAAAAUGUUCGAUUUUGCUGUCAAAGUCACGAAUUUCAUCCGACAUACCUUCAAAAUUUGACAGAAGAUGAGAAAUUGAUGAAAGAAACUGUUCGAAAGUUUGCCCAAGAGCAAAUCGCUCCUUUAGUAAAACAAAUGGAAAAGGAAGAAAAGAUCGAUAGUACUUUGUUGAAAGCUAUGUUCGAUAACGGCUUUAUGGGAACCCAAGCUCCUGAAGAAUAUGGCGGAAGUGCUUCGAAUUUCAUGGUAAGCGUCUUAACAAUCGAAGAAAUUUCAAAAGUUGACGCGGGAGUUGCGGGUCCUGUUGACAUUCAAAGUACUUUAAUGAUCCCUCUGAUAAAGAAACUCGGAACAAAAGCUCAAAAAGACAAAUAUUUACCGCGAUUAGCUCAAGAUACUGUUGGAAGUUUCGCGUUAUCAGAAACAUCAUCUGGAUCGGAUGCUUUUGCUAUGAAAACUACAGCGAAAAAAGACGGAAAUUAUUACAUUUUAAACGGAUCAAAAUGUUGGAUAAGUCAUUCCGAUAUCGCGGAAAUUUUUAUCGUUUUCGUCAAUGCUGAUCCCGCAAAAGGUCAUAAAGGUAUCACAGCAUUUAUUGUUGAACGAGGAACAGAAGGAUUCACGAUUGGAAAGAAAAUAUCAAAACUAGGAGGUUUAUGUUCAAACAUCUGUGAGAUUCAUUUCGAAAAUUGCCGAGUACCUGAAGAAAACAUUCUCGGAGAAUUCGGUCAAGGAUACAGAUAUGCAGCUGAAUAUUUAAAUGAAGGUCGAGUCGGUAUCGCCGCACAAAUGGUAGGACUUGCUCAAGGAACUUUUGACGCUACAAUCCCUUAUUUACUCGAAAGAAAGCAAUUCGGUAAGGAUCUUUUCUCGUUUCAAGGCAUGCAACAUCAAAUAGCGAGAAUUUCAACACAAAUUGAGGCAGCAAGACUGUUAACUUAUAACGCAUGUCGUUUAGUUGACAGCGGAAAGCCAUUUUUGAAAGAAGCUUCAAUGGCAAAAUAUUUCGCGAGUGAAGUUGCGCAAGAAGCAACUAUUAAAUGUAUCGAUUGGAUGGGCGGAGUUGGUUUUACGAAAGAUUUCCCGCAAGAAAAGUUCUAUAGAGAUGUUAAAGCAGGAUCAAUUUACGAAGGAACUACAAAUAUUCAGUUAAAUACGAUCGCGAAGGUUAUUAAAAACGAAUACAAAUCAUGAAUUAUGUCAAAAGGGUACUUAAGAUAUGGAAUAAUGGAAAGCGAAUAAAA
Molecule: messenger RNA, 1330 nt
Organism: Culicoides brevitarsis
Lineage: Eukaryota; Metazoa; Arthropoda; Insecta; Diptera; Ceratopogonidae
Product: short/branched chain specific acyl-CoA dehydrogenase, mitochondrial-like
Exons: 1
Coding region: 39-1280 (413 amino acids)
Cellular component (GO): mitochondrion
Molecular function (GO): acyl-CoA dehydrogenase activity; flavin adenine dinucleotide binding
Source: RefSeq, a predicted model, not a curated record